AUGGACUGUACCGCCUACCCUGAUCGUGUAAUCCCGGCUAUGACUGCUAUAUAUCUGUUCUGGACAUUCGGUGCCACGGGUGCAUUCUCAGUCGCUGGCCAAGCCGCAUCCAGGGCCGAAGGACUGGAUUUGAAUCACCCGCGCCAGCACCUUGGAAAUAUGAGAGGUCUUCCUCUUUGCCUUCGAUCGGCUCCUAGCUUCCUCAUCGAAGGUUUUUCAGGAUUUGCUGCUGUUGCUGCUCUUACCCAAAUUCUUGACUCGGAUAAUCGACAGAUUGUCAAUCUCUUGGGCCUCCAUGUCUUGUUGAAGGUCUUUGUUUAUUAUCCGUCUUACAUUUUGAAUGUUCCACCCAUUGUGAGGAUGCUCAGAUGCUCACAGAGAUCAACGUACGGCGUAGCAUACGAAGCAAAGGAAACAGUAGCUGUUCGACGAAAGUAA
Penicillium cosmopolitanum is the source of this 438-nucleotide messenger RNA. RefSeq lists its product as uncharacterized. The record is from RefSeq and is a predicted model, not a curated record. The coding region runs from base 1 to 438 and encodes 145 amino acids. The transcript has a single exon. Lineage: Eukaryota; Fungi; Ascomycota; Eurotiomycetes; Eurotiales; Aspergillaceae.